Molecule: messenger RNA, 6723 nt
Organism: Eimeria acervulina
Lineage: Eukaryota; Apicomplexa; Conoidasida; Eucoccidiorida; Eimeriidae
Exons: 4
Coding region: 1-6723 (2240 amino acids)
Source: RefSeq, a predicted model, not a curated record
AUGGCAGCGUGCUGCCGAAGAAACCAUUUGCCGAAGCAGCACCAGCAGCAGCGUUUGCAGCAGCUGCAGCAGCAUCUGCCGCAGCGGCAGCAGCAACAUCUGCAGAAUCAGCAAUGUUGGCAUCUGUGCGGUGGCUUUCCCUUCGGCGAAUGCUGCCAAUGCUCAAGGCUGCCGUAUGUGGUGUUGCAGCAACAGCAGCUGCAGUGGCGGCAUCAGCAGCAGCAGCAGCAGACGCAGCACCAGCAGCAGAUGCAGCGGGCAGCAGUCGGUGCUGAAGCUUGCCGCACAAGUUCGCUGUUGAUACCUUCUGCUGCACUAGAAGACGUAAGUCCGCCAGAAUUAACAAGGAUACCAUCCCCACAGAAAGCAGCAGCAGCUGCAGCAGGAGCAGCAGCUGCAGCAGCUCCAGAAGCAGCAGCAGCAGCAGCAGCAGCAGCAAGGGAGCAGACACUAUUAGGAGCAUCUGUCUCGAAAGCCUUACUUUCUGCUGAUCUCAGAAGCGGCAACGACAAUUGCCUUCCCUCCCGGGGUGUCUAUACACCCGAAUGGACAGCAGCACAACCCAAUUUCGUUCAAGGGCUCAUCUUGAGGAGAAGGUCUCCUUCACUCAGCAGUCUCCCGGCUUGCAGCAGCGGAGGCCUUCAGCAUAUUAGCGUUAGCUGCAGCAGCAGCAAGGACAACAGCAGCAGCAACAGCUGCAGCAACAGCAGCUCCGCAAACGGCCGCAGCUCUUCGGUUGCAUGCGAAGCAGAAAAGGCUGCAGCAGUAGCAGCAGAGGCUGUGGCAGCUGCUGCCUUGAGUUUCACUCUGCGUUCACAGAAGCAACAACGGCAACAACAUCAGCAGCAGCAGCAACAGCAGCACCAGCAGCAGCAACAGCAUCAGCAACAGAAGCAGCAACAGCAGCAGCAACAGCAAAUGCAGCAACAGCAGUUUCACCUAUUGAGGCCUCAGCGUGCAUCUUGCAGCCCCUGCGUGUCUGCUGCUGCUGCUCACAUACCCUUCAGAGCAGACAGUCUCUGUCGUCCCCAGCUGCCCGAGGGUCUCUUCGCAGCUAACUUCCAAGGCCCCCUGACAAGAACGUUGGAUGCUGGUGGAACCGAUGCAUGGCAGCAGCUGCAGCAGCAGCUGCAGCAGCAGCUUCAACAGCAGCUGCAGCAGCAGGGAGGGGCAUCGGCGGCGGUGGCAGCAGCAGCAACGGCAGCAGCCACAGCAGCCAAAGCAGCAGCAGAGAAUUUGCAAGUGUCCGCUUCCCCUUAUCGCAAUGGCCCCCAGCUGAGUGUUGCUAGGGAACUGUUGCUGGAGGAGCUGCAGCAACAGGAGCAACAGCAGCAACACUUGCUGCGGCAGCACGAGCAGCAGCAGCAACUGAAGCACCAGCCUCAUGAAGAGCUGCAAAAGGUUCAUACAGUGUCUGUAAGGCGGGAACGCAAAUACAGUUUUUCUCCUUGGCCCCUAACACGCAAAGCUGCAGCAUCGGCAGCCAGUUCCCCCAAUUGGCAGCAACAGCAGCAGCAACACCAGCAGCAGCAAGCUGAGCAGACGGCGCCUGAACAGCGCACCAACGUGCUGCUGCAGCAACAGGCUCAACGGGACGGGGAGCACUACCAGGAGCUGCAGGCCCCCAAAGCUGUUGCACGAGGUUGUCUCCAACAGCAAGUGGGCAGUAGCAGCAAGACGCCGCACGGAUUUUCUGCUGCUGCUCCUGCCGUUGCUGGUGGUGCUGCUGCUGCUCCUGCUCCUGCUUCCGGGGGAGAAUCGCCUACCGCUGCUGUUGGCAGCAGGGAGGUGACUGCGUUUGCUGCUGCUGCGGACGAGGAGCAGCAGCUUUUUGGCCCUACACUCUUCUUAAAGGAGACCCUGUGCGGAGUCCCUAUGAGGCUGUUGCCUUCAGAUGGAGGAGACGCAACAGCAGCUGCAGCAGCAAAAAUGUUAAUUGCUAUGCAAAUGCAACAGCAGCAACAGCAGCAACAACAGCAGCUGCAGCAGGAGGAGUUCGGCUCGGCUGAUGCAUGGUGGGAGGGGCAGUCAUUGUCUAGUGAGGAGCAGCAGCAGCUGCCGCAGCAGCAACACCAGCAGCACCUCCGGCACCGCUGGAAACAGGGCCAACAGCAGCAGAAGCGGCAUUCGCGAGAAACACCUAUGGCAGCAGCAGCAGCAGCAGCAACAGCAGUAGGAAACAGCCAAAGAGAACGGCAACAAUCAACGACUUCUCGGCGGCUGCCCCGAAGUCCUUUAACCCUCGGAGAGGAGACGCGGAGACACCACAGGAGACAUAGCAGCUACGCGGAAGGCGGAGUAUCAGCAGCAGCACCAGCACCAGCACCAGCAGGUUGUAAGUUUUCUUCCGGUUUCGGUGUAUAUGGAGAUGAGGCUUUUUCGGAAACCUCGGAGUCUCAAUGCUUAGGAAGAGACAGAGGGGCGGACCGAUGCAAAGGAGACACUUCAACUAGGGGCAGAGACACAGGCCUUGCAGCAGCAUCUACCAAGGGACGGCGGCGUUACAGGGGAGAGAGCGACAGCGACAGAGAGAAAGGAAGCAGGAACAGAGAGAGACACAGAGAUAGAGACCGACUUCCAGACAAAGACAAAGAUAUAAGAGAAAUGGAAAGGGAGAGAGACAGAGACCCAGAGAGACAUACAGACAGGGUUAGAGAAAGAGAGAGGGAGGGGGAGAGAGACAGAGACAGAAAUAGUGCCUGCUACAUCUCCAGAUUGUCUUGCUGCGACCCUGGCCGCCAUAUAGAAGCCAACCCGCUGCAUGCAGCAAAUUUCAAAGGGCGAAGGAGGCCAUGGCGCGACAGCAAGAGGGGACAGGUACAGGCAGAGGAAACAGCAACAGAGGAGACAGCUAGAGACACAAUACCUCACAGCGACUCCCUCAAGACCUUCUCUGAACCAACCACCGACGAAGUAGCAGACAGUGCUGCUGCUGCUGCUCCUGAAGCCGCAGCUGGAAGGGAGACAGACACAGAGCAGCCACUAUCCUACGAAUACGGCGACAUUAUGCACAGCAGGAAGAAGGAGAACUCUGCUGCUGCUGGUGCUGUCGCUAGGAUGCCUGGUUUGCCGCAUGCAGCACGAGCGAGGGACCCACAACAGCAUUUGAGGAGACACAGCCGCUGCCGCAACCGCUGCAGCAGCGGUCAUAGCAACGGGUUCAGCAUGGGGCAAAAGGUCUCACUGGACGAACGCGAAAAUGAGGAGACCGAGGAUAUCUCUGUGCUCUCUCUAAAGCAGCAGCAGCAGCAGCAGCAGCAGCACGAGCAGGAGCCCACCGAAGUCUCUGGAACAGGGACGCAUACCUCAAGCUGGGGAGACGAUUGGGGACACCGCAGCAAAGAGGAACAACAGUUUGAGUGGCCUGAAGAGCAGCAGAAAAUAUGGGAGCAGCAGGAGCGAUGGGAAACAGAGAAGCAGCAGCAGCUACUGCUGCAGCAGGAGCAAGAGCAACUACUGCUGCAGCAGGAGCAAGAGCAACUACUGCUGCAGAAGGAGCAAGAGGAGAUACUGCGGCAGCAGGAGAAGCAGCACUUGCAUCCUCUAUCGAACUCCCCCUCUCCACAGGCGUCAGUCGUCCAGUCCAUUAGUUCCGCUGGCUCGUUUACUUCACAGCAGCAGCUGGAGCAGCAGCACGCGCAGCAGGAGGAGGAGGAGGUGCAGCAGCAGCAGCAAGAACGAUUCCUGGCGCAGCACUUUGCAGGCGGGGACAAUGAAGGGCAUGGGGGAGACUGGCUAGCAGGCGGAGGGCCUGAGUCUCUGUAUGAAGACGCAGACAGAUGCACUUCCACGGAGCAGAAAUCUGCUAGUGCUGCAACUGUCUAUCCCAACGCUGUCUCUGAGUCGCGCCGUGCCCCAUCUCCUCGCGGCAGCAGAUCCCGCCGGCUUGAAGCGGCGGAAGAAGAGGCAGCUGGCUGCAGCUUUGCUGCUGCAGAGAACGCCACUGUAAGUGAGUCUGCAGAAGGCCACCAACAAUCCGGUAGCUCUCAUCUCUCACUAUCGUCUCCCGAGGCAUGUCGGCAGCUGCGCCGCAGCAGCAGAAAAAGAAAAGGCACUCAAGGUGUACAGACAGAUGCCCCUUCUACUCAUACAAUACCCGCACCAGCAGCACCCUCUGAUGCUGCGCAGCUGCCUUCUCUUGCAAAAGCAAUUCUACGUAUUCCCCCAUUUACAUUUAGUACACGGAGAGGAGGGGAGGGAGCGCGCACGCAGCUGCCACAGCAGCACCAGCAGCAGAAACCAGAGCGCAGCAGGCUGCAUCUCCCUCAGCUGCUGCUCUACCGCCGCACGUCCAGUAUGCGGAGUGCAGCUCUGCGAAAGCAGCUGCAGCACUUACUGCAGCUAAAGCAGCAGCGCCUCUUGCAUGAACGACUGAACAGCAGCAGCAGCACAGCUCCAGACAUCUCUUGUGCUGCACUAGGCAGGGCCUCUUCUAAGGAAGCCUCCUCCAGGAGGAAAAACGGAACAAACCCUGCUCCUGCUGCUAGUCAGCAGCAGCAGCGACAGUACCAGGGAGCGUCAGAAAACACAUCGCAAAGCGCGUCUGAAGCAGCAGCUGGAGCAGCAAACCCAGCAGAAGGUACAGCACCAGAUGAAAAUGCAGCAGCAGAAGAUGCCAUAUCAGCUUCUGGAGCGUCAGCGGCAGCACUGGUCGCUGGUGUUGCUGACUCUGCUCCUACUCGUGAUGUAGCUGCAGUUGGAAAGGUGGCAGCAGACGAAGUAGCAGCUGCUGCUCCUUUUCCUGCACCAGGUACUGCCCGCGCUGCAGCACACGUCUCUGCAGCAAAUACAGAUGAUUCGGAAGAUGGAGGAACGGGAGUAUGCUCAAUGCCUCCUUCUAUCCCCACAGAGUUGCCUGCUGAGGUUCCGCAGCAGCAGGUAUUUGCUGCUGCGGCAGCUGCCAGUGUUGCUGCUGCAGCAAACGGAAUAUACGCUGAAGAAAAGGAAGGAAGCCUCAGCGAUGGAAACGUGGAGACUCAAAUCUCUGCUGCUUCGGAGCUUGUUGCUGCAGCUGUAGAGAUAGCCACGGAGCACUGGAAGACGGAAAGAGAAGCACCAACAGGACCAGCAGAACAGUUGCAGCAUCGCAUACUGCAGUGGGAGGAGCUUCUUAGCAACAGCAUUCAACAGCAGCAGCAACAGCAGCGGCAGCAGCCAAGCACGCCUGCAGCAGCCGCUGCACAAGGCGCCAGAGAGGCAGCUAAACGAGCAGUUGCAGCGAGCAGAAAGGCCAUCGCCGCAGCUGCAGCAGCAGCUAGGGCAGCAGCAGCCCCGUUGCAUCGUAGCAGCAGCAGUAGCAUCAGCAGCAACACCGACUUCCACAAGCGCCCAUAUCCCCCUUUCCCAAGACGGAACAGCGCGCAGCUGCCUCCUGUUGCUGCAUUGCAGUCACUUCGCAACCCAAGUGACAGCAGCAGCAGCAGUAGCAGCAGCAACAGCAGCAGUAGCAGCAGUAGCAGCAGCAAGCGACCCUGUGGCCAGUCCAUAGGAACGUCUUCUGCUGCUGCACAAGGUGUUGCUGCGGCAGCAAACGAUCCCUCCACUGUCAACCCUGUUGUUGUCGUUGCUGCUGCUGCUGCGGCUGCGGCUGGUGCAGCUGAGCCAGCGCAUGCUUGUAAAAGAGCGAAACCUUUGGGUAAGAGUGCAGCAAGAGACGGGACUUCAGAAGAAAAGCAGGAGGAGUUCCGCGCAUUGUCACGCCAGUGCAGCAACUCAACAAAUAAAAAGGAAGCCACGGAAAUUCCUUCUCUAGGAAGCGGCAGCAACAACAGCAGCAAAGGCAGCAGCAACAGAAGCCGACGCCGCCCUUCUUCGGUGGAGGGAGAGACCGAAAGUUUGGAGGAGUAUCCACAGAGUUCGAUGAUACUCGGUAGCAGUAGCAGCAGCAAUAGCAGCAGAUGUGGGGGCCGUACCCGUCCUCGUAUGCUGCUGAUGCAGCUGCGCCUCAUGCAACAAGAGGAGCAGCAGCGGGCAGCAGAUCUCCACUACCUGCAACAGAAGCAGCAGCAGCUACAGCGGCUAGCUCGAAUGGAAACAGCAAGGAAGGCCAAGGCUGAAGCAGUAGCGGUGGAGAAAAUCCACAGGCGCAUCGCCACACUCGACGCACUGCAGGAGCAGGUCCUGCAGCAGGAAGCAGUGCGCAGAUGCACUAGCGCCCUGCAGCAGCAACAAAUGAAACAGCGGGAGCAGAAAAGGCAAAGCCGGCUAUUACAAAGAGGGAACACUAUCGAUCAGCACCAGCAGCUAAAGCGACCGCCGCAGCAGCAGCAGCAGAAGCUCGAGGACAGUGGCGUGAUUCUACUAGGAUUUCUGCCAGCGAUUCAGCCAUCAGAUGCGGCAUUCCACCAUGUACACCCCGUACAGCAACAGCAUCCAAUGCUUUGUUGUAGUGCAGGCUUUGCAGCGGCAGCAUCCGCAGCUGCUUUAGCUGCAGAGUUUGCUUCUGCUCUCACAACUACAAUGCCUUGCCGUCCUUGUCACUUUGCCCCUCUUCUCGUGGAGAUAUCUUUGAAAGGGAAACUCCAGCUGAAAGGGGGCUUGUGUUGCUUGCUGCACGCUUCGGGCUCGAGUCCUCCGCGACAGCAGCAGCAGAAGCACCAAGCGCUUCGAAGGAAGCAGCAGCAGCUCCCCGCUCCCCAGCCUCAGCCAUCGAGCCUAGGGGAAAGAGGCCUGGCUGAGGCGCUGGCUUUCUUCUGGAGUGUAUGUACAGAUAGACGCAGCUGA